Psylliodes chrysocephalus is the source of this 404-nucleotide messenger RNA. The record is from the annotation of a GenBank genome assembly. NCBI's taxonomy places the organism in Eukaryota, Metazoa, Arthropoda, Insecta, Coleoptera, Chrysomelidae.
AGAGUUUUCAAAGAAAUUUGUUCUAUUUUAUUGCUUUUGGAAGUUCAUUUUUCAAAAUGCAGCCUUUCACAAUGAUUUUGUGGGUAGUAGGAAUGGUUUUUGCUAUAUUGUUGUCAUCAGUAGCGAAAGCUUCCAUUAUAAGUUGCCCUCCAAGUUCCAUACAGGAACAGAUGAACCCUGCUUUGAGACAACUUUGUUAUGCAAUAGAACAGGCAGUUGAGGACAUUCCAAAACAAUAUACUGAACGAUUAGAUGAACGGAACACCAACCUGAAUACGAAAAGGCAGGACGUUGACCAUGUAUUUUUGAGAUUCGGAAGAAGAUAUGGAUUAUAAGGAAAUGAAACAUACAGUGGUUUUGUCGCAUGACUAUUUAAGGAAAAUGUUCCAAUUUUGAAUGGGAUA